Messenger RNA from Cetraspora pellucida, 152 nucleotides. Lineage: Eukaryota; Fungi; Glomeromycota; Glomeromycetes; Diversisporales; Gigasporaceae. The record is from the annotation of a GenBank genome assembly.
GUCACUUAGAUUUGUCUCAAGUUAAGCCCGCUGAUUCUGUUCAAGUUAAACCUGCUGAUUCUGUUCAAGUUAAACCUGAAGUUAAACCUGCUAAUUUUGUUAAAGUUAAUUCUGAUUAUUGUUUAUGUGAUAUGUGCUGCAUUAUUGAUUAA